AUGUCAUCUUCUGAUGUAAGUAGUAAAACAAAACCAAAUUCCAACCUUUUCACUUAUGAUUUCUCAAAAUGUGGAUUUCCAUCUAUUGCUGCCAGUGGCAAUGAUACCUGCCCAAAUAGUCCCGGAUCCAACUCUAGCAAUCUUUUUGCUCGCGGUCGCGGCAGAUUUCAGGCAGCUCUCAGCAAAAUGAAAAAAGCUGCUGUCUCUUCUGUUAGCAUUACACCAAGCAGUAGCUUACUUGCCUCUAGCAGUCGAGCUGAAUCCGGAGGUCUUUUGGGAGCCAGCCGUUUAGCAGCAGAGCAUCGCAUACCAUCAGAGAUGUCAGGUAGCUGGUUAACUAAACCUCAUUUUAAUAUUUUUUUUACAAUGCAUUGCGUUUAUUUAAUACCGAAUAGUCUAUGUAGUCUAAGAUAA
Molecule: messenger RNA, 414 nt
Organism: Protopolystoma xenopodis
Lineage: Eukaryota; Metazoa; Platyhelminthes; Monogenea; Polystomatidea; Polystomatidae
Source: the annotation of a GenBank genome assembly